AUGGGUUUCAUCGUUUUUCUAAUUUCUUCGCUAGCAGAAUGUGAAAGAUUACCUUUUGAUUUACCAGAAGCAGAAGAAGAAUUAGUAGCUGGUUAUCAAACAGAAUACUCAGUCCGAGCUGCAAGGUACAUUGGUCAAAGUUUCAUGAUUAUCUUAUCUCACGCAAAUCGUUUACCUGUAACUAUUCAAUAUCCUUAUGAAAAAUUAAUCACAUCAGAACGUUUCCGCGGUCGAAUCCAUUUUGAAUUUGAUAAAUGCAUUGCUUGUGAAGUAUGUGUUCGUGUAUGUCCUAUAGAUUUACCCGUUGUUGAUUGGAAAAUGGAAACGGAUAUUAGAAAGAAACGAUUGCUAAAUUACAGUAUUGAUUUCGGAAUCUGUAUUUUUUGUGGUAACUGUAUUGAGUAUUGUCCAACAAAUUGUUUAUCAAUGACUGAAGAAUAUGAACUUUCAACUUAUGAUCGUCAUGAAUUGAAUUAUAAUCAAAUUGCUUUGGGCCGUUUACCAAUGUCAAUAAUUGAUGAUUAUACAAUUCGAACAAUUCAAAUCAAAUAA
Molecule: messenger RNA, 552 nt
Organism: Vicia faba (fava bean)
Lineage: Eukaryota; Viridiplantae; Streptophyta; Magnoliopsida; Fabales; Fabaceae
Source: the annotation of a GenBank genome assembly